Messenger RNA from Paramisgurnus dabryanus, 1751 nucleotides. RefSeq lists its product as uncharacterized. Lineage: Eukaryota; Metazoa; Chordata; Actinopteri; Cypriniformes; Cobitidae. Gene Ontology annotation, molecular function: DNA-binding transcription factor activity, RNA polymerase II-specific; RNA polymerase II cis-regulatory region sequence-specific DNA binding. The record is from RefSeq and is a predicted model, not a curated record. Gene Ontology annotation, biological process: regulation of transcription by RNA polymerase II.
AUGGAGGUACAUUGCAACCCUGGUAUGAUUGCCGAGGUGUCGUUUCAAGAUGAAUUGACAUCAACCCUUCAAAACGCGCUCGGUGUGGCUGUGGAGAUCGCCGUUGUCGAAAUCUCCAAACUGCUCGACAGGGCGCUCAGAGACGUUCAGGACAAGGUUCAAGAGGCUCUACAGGACAACGAUGCCCUCAGGUUUAGGCUGCAAACAGCUGAGACCCAGCUGUCUACUAUGCGUGCUCGCCUAGAUCAACAGCCACAAGGGCUUGAAGAUUUUCCCGUCGGUAGUAUUAGUCAGGCGCUGAAAAACUCAAUAAGGUCUCGGGUUCAGCGGGGGCAUCGACAGUUUAAACCCCUUAAUGUCGUGCAUUCCAUUCCCAUACAUGAAACUCAGCUUACUGUGGACUCUGAACAUCAUAACGAUGUAUCCAAGGAAACUAAUGCGAAUUCAUUCGCGACAGAAUCACCCCGUGAGACCUCACAUGGAGAUGUGGGUGCCCAGACGGUAAACCCAAAUACAAAGGAGGAAUCCACGCAAAAUUCAUUAGAGGAGACAAAUGACAUCAAAAAUGACCGACACAUGUCCAAAAAUGAGCAAGCAUGUGAUGGGACAGUUCCAGGUGUGCUGAGUGAUGAAUCAUCUUUGGAAGUGGUUGUAAAGGUGGAAAAAGAUGAGGAUUAUGAUGACCCAAUUCCUGUGUCCCUCACUGGAGAGGAGGAGCCUAACUCUGAAAGCUUUUCUCUGGCUCAGUCUCGAUUACUUGAAGACUGGAGACCCCAGCCAUUUCAUUCAGAGAACUACCAGUCAGACCAGCCCUGCCAAUCCAACUUUCCACUGGACCAAGAUUUUUUGUCAUCUUCGACAUCGGCCCAACACGUCCACUUUCCAAAUCUCCACAAGAACCCUGAGAGGCGUCCAUAUAACUCCGGUCGAAACACACAUCAUUGCAGCUUAUGCGGCCGAGGCUUCAACCGUAAACACCAUCUUAAGAUCCACCAGCGGAUCCAUACAGGGGAGAGGCCGUACGCCUGUUCUGUCUGCAGUGCCCGUUUCCGUCACGCGUUGACACUCACACGCCAUUUCCGCCUCCACACCGGCGAGAUGCCUUAUGCUUGUGAACAGUGUGGAAAAACAUUUAGAAAUGGUGGUGGGUUGAGGUUCCAUCAGUGUUCAAACCCAUCAGCUGACUGAACAAGCAUGCACAAUACAUGACAUAAUACAGUGUUUUGAGAUUUUGCCGGACCGUGUGAACAGGGAUCCGUUUCACAAAGUUGUCGUCUGUACGUGAAACAUUUAAAAAAUGCAAAGGAAAAGUGUCAGUUUUUAGUACAUGUUUUUGUAUAAGCAUACACUUCAAGUUGCUUUGGUUGAAAAAAUCUGUCAAAUAGAUGCCCGUUUUACCUUAAUGCUUAAAAAACUUUUUAUGUAAGUUUUGGAGUGCCUGACAGUAAAGCUAGAAGUAUAGUUCAGUUUUUACGCAUACACGAGGGUCCGCGUUCAGUGUGCGUGAUGCAGAUUUCGUCAUCAGAAUAGCAUGCGUGCACUGCCAGAUUUUUGUAACCAUGCAUACUUCCUACAAGUGGGUGGCGCAUAUGCGUAAAGGAGAAUGAAAUAUGUAGCCCGGGAGAAGCGUUUAAUUUUGUCAUAAUGUACAUGCGUUGAACGUCUGUGUACACGUACGAGUCAAAUAAACUAUGCUUUGCAAGGGCGUACGUUAGCAUACAUGUAAAAAACAAACUAUAUUUCUGGCUUAU